Leptinotarsa decemlineata (Colorado potato beetle) is the source of this 6544-nucleotide messenger RNA. Its product is annotated as dynein beta chain, ciliary. Lineage: Eukaryota; Metazoa; Arthropoda; Insecta; Coleoptera; Chrysomelidae. Gene Ontology annotation, molecular function: ATP hydrolysis activity; minus-end-directed microtubule motor activity; dynein intermediate chain binding. Gene Ontology annotation, cellular component: axonemal dynein complex. Gene Ontology annotation, biological process: microtubule-based movement. The record is from RefSeq and is a predicted model, not a curated record.
UGAACGCUUCGAAUUUACCCGUUUUCGGCGGUGUCAUCCGUGAUAUUUUUCUCCGUAAUCGGAGGACAUGGGAGAUGAUGAAAAGAAAAAGAAGGAAGACGGCAAAGAGGAGGAUCAGGAUGACCGAUUGGAGUUUUUAUUAACCUAUCUCACAAAGUCCUAUCGAUUGAAACAAGAGAAGUGGAAUAAAAUGAUUGCUAUUGAGGAGAAUAAGAAAAUAAUAAUGAAAUUCUUCAACGAUAUAAAUGAAAAAAUGUUGAUCCUGACAAUACCGAGCACUGGGCUUCUCACUCCUUUGACCCAGUUUAAUAAUACCAUCAAACAAAAAUUUACAUAUUUUAUUCGUAAGAAGAAAGAAGAAGUGACAAUGGAGAAUUUUAGGAGUGUACUCAGUUUUGGAGAUAUGGGUGGUAAACCGGUUGAAGAACUGGCUGUUCUUAUGGAAGGAGUUUUCGUCCCAGUCCUCUCCAAUCCACAUAAUCAGAAAGGAUGGCCGAGAGUGGUUGCUGAAGAUGUUGUUUCCCAUGUUAGGAAUUUCAAAAGUUCAAUCGAUCAGGUACGAGGAGCUAUGAAAAGUCAAACCGUCCUUCCGAUGCCCCAAGGAAUAUCAAUGAUCUUCCAUGCCGUUCAACAAUUUGGUGAUUCAGACGGAGAAAUGAUCGAUUAUCAAUUGAAAUCCUCACUCGAGAAUGCAGUUAUGAAGUGGUCAACACUUUGUGGAGAUGUCUUGAAACAAUCUUCCACGAUAUCGUUCGCUAAUGGUGCCAACCCUACCCCCAGAAAUGAAAUCGAUUUUUGGACGGCUAGAAUGAAAAAUCUGGAAUCGAUAUAUGAUCAACUUCGAGAUCCACGCGUCAAGAAAAUGGGUCAAUUCUUGGAACUGACAAACAGCAGCUGUACAACGUCAUUCAGUAAUUUAUUUAGAAACGUUGUUGCAGCUUUGGUUGAAGCAAGAGAUAUAUGCAUGUAUCUGAAGCCUCUUUUACCGCACCUGAGCCGUUUUGAUGAUAAUGAAUUUCUAGAGUGUGGGGACUAUCUCAAGCCUCUCAUGCAUUGCAUAGGUUUGAUUUGGGCUAACUCUAGGUAUUAUUCAACCAAUGAUAACAUCAUCACUAUGCUGAGAAUGAUUGCUAAUAUGCUGAUUGAAUCAGCGGAGAAAGGAUUGGAUCCAAGCAACAUUUUUCAAGGUGACGCAGAGGAAAUCCAUGGAAAAUUACACCGCAGCAUUGAGUUGUUGGAAAAAUUCCAGGAAGCCUUCGAACAAGUCAGGAAAAAUCUAUUGUCUUACUACAAGACUCCUGAAGACGGCACUUCUGCAGAUGAUGUUAUUGUUCCAAAGCCUUGGUCCUUCCAUAGAAGAAAUGUUUUUCAGAGAAUGAUCGACUUCAUUGAAAGGCUUAGAGUUGUCGAAGGAAUUUUGGGAGCCCAGUUAGAAUUCAGCAAAUUGGAGAAGGUUGAAAUAGGAGGAAUAACGGGUAGGUUACUAUCCCAGAAGUGCGAAGAGAUUUUUGAUGAAUUCAAUAAAUUUUACAAUGUAUUCAAUAAUAUCCAGUACGAGGUUUUGGACCUGAAAGAUGACAGUAUUGUUAAGGACUCAAGAAAUUUCAACGAAAAAUGUGCCGAUUUGGAUAGAAGAUUGGCUGCUAUAUUUUCUCAAGCAUUUGAUGACUGUUUCAAUCUCAGUAGCAUUUUCAAAUUUUUGAACGUAGUGGGAAAUUUAUUAAUAAGGCCAGUUAUAAGUGAUGAGUUGACUGUCAAAUUUCCAGCAAUAAUUGAUAUGUUUAAUUUGGAGCUCGACACUGUGAAAAUUCUUUUUGAUGAGGGAAAGAAAAAUGGAGUACCUUUGAACAAAAAUUUUCCCAAAGUAGCUGGAGCACUUCUCUGGCUUGAUAAACUCAGACAGAGAAUUCGGCAACCGUGUGAGGACUUUAAACUACUGGAACAUGAUAUUGUUAGCUCAGAAGAUGCCCAGUACGUUUUUACCAAAAUCGAUGAAAUGUUAAACAUAUUGGAUAAUGAACAGAAAAUAUUAUUCGAACAGUGGUGCAGCUAUGUACCAGGACAAAUAGAAAAGAGUAUGUCGAAGUUUCAGUUAGUUAAAUUAGAAAAUAAUCUACUGAAGGUGAACUUGGAUGAGGAACUGCAAGCCAUCUUGAGGGAAGUUAAAUAUAUGAAAAUGAUGGAAGUUGAAAAUAUUCCGGUGGAUGCGAAGCGGUUGUUUGAUGAAUCCGAAGGAUUACUGACUUCGAUAAUGAAAUUCAGUCGUAUUGUUGAAUGGUAUAAUUAUAUACAUACAAAUACAACUAAUUUUGAAUAUAGCCUGAUUAGUGAGGAGUUGAGCAUUAUUGACAAAUUGAUGGAAAAAGUAACUGGUUCUCUUACUUGGUACACAAAUGAACCAGCCAUAGUAGAAGACCUUUACCAAGCCGUCAAACAAAUUUGCGAGAGAGUGAAAAAGACACAGAGUAACAUCAAUAAUCUACUGAAUAAUAUCAAGGAAUGGUCUGAGAAACCUUUAUUCGAAAGGAAAGAUGGGAAAAAGGAAAAUCUACUCUGCAUCGAAGAUCGAUAUGAAAGGAUUCAACGAAGGAAAGAUCAAAUUGUGGCGUCCUCGAAAGAACUUCAGAGAGUAGUGACCGAAAAUUAUUCUCUCUUCUUCCAAGAAGAUAUUUCUGCCCUCGAACCAGAAGUACCACAAUCUAUACCUGUACCAGAACCACCCGAAGAACCGCCUCCAGAACCCAAACGUAGUGGUAAGAAGGUUAAAAAAGGUAAAGUGAAAACACCCGUGAAGUCCGAUUCGGAAACCGCUAGAGAAGAGGAAGCAGCUGCCCUUGUAGUUGAAAAAGCUAGAAAACGGGAACAAAAAAUAUCUCUUUGGGUACCGUACGUGAAAGAUUUGGACAUGCAAGUGAAAGAACUGGUGAUUAACGCCAUAGAUGUGAGUAUGUAUCUCUUCCUCUGCGAAAUGGGAGAUAUUAAACCAAACACCCCAUUUUUUGAACUAUUGAUGGAACUCCACGAGCCCGAUAUUAUGUUUGUUCCUUCCGCUGACUUGGAAGAUCCUGUAAACUUUCUGACUGUAGUAGAAGGUUUACUAGAAGACAUGUACGCGAUGAGCGGAUUCAUAGAAAGGGUUGACCCAGAACAGCAGUCUGAUAGUUUCUACGUCAUCACCAAGGAUGACUUAAUGCUUCAAAUAAAGAACGACGAAAUAUGCCAACGGAUAGCGCAUGCUAUGGAGGGUGCCUUGGAAUUCACAAAGGGGUUCGAACAAUACAUCUCGCUAUGGACCGAAGAUAGACAAGAAUUUUUGAGGCAGUUCUUGAUGUAUGGUAGGGCGUUAACUUCAGAUGAAAUGGAUAUGUUGCGGGACGAGACGCAAACUGCUAUUAAAGAACAACCACCAACUACUACUCAGUUUAAAGAACAAAUUGAUAACUACGAGGAAUUAUUAAAAAAAGUGGAACAGAUCCCUUCUGAGAAACUUCUCAUGGAUGGUUGGGUGAGGAUUGAUGUGAAACCUCUUCGACAGGCUAUAUUGAAUACGAUUUGUAAAUGGGAAAAUCUUUUCAAACAACACUUGUACAAUAAAGUUUUGGAUAGCUUGAAUGAAUUGGAAAGCUUCAUAAAGGAAGCCAUAACUGCCAUGCAAGUUCCUUUGACGGAAGAUGAUUACGAUGGGCUUUUGAAAGUGAUGGGAUACUUAUUCAAAGUUAAGGAGAGACAACUAGAGACAGAUUCAAUGUUUGAACCUUUGAAAGAAAUAAUAGAUCUGUUGAAGGAGUACGGGGUGGAAUUUUCAGAAGAGAUUCACGUUCAAUUGCAAGAGAUUCCGGAUAGAUGGAUACAGUGCAAAAAGGUUGCUGCAUCAACAAAACAAACAGUAGCCCCCCUUCAGGCUCUACAGGUGAAUGCUAUAAAACGUCGUUUAAAUCUUUUCGAAAUUUGUCAAAACAUGUACAGAGAGCAAUUCAAAAAACUCUCGUUUUUCUGGUGGUCAUGUCCGAAUAUUUAUACUCUCCUGGAUAAGACCAAUAAAGAACUUCAAGAAUUAGAAGCUGAACGCGACAAAUUACAAGAACAAGCGAAUCUCUUCGAACUCAAUCUACCUGAAUUCAAAGCCUUACGAGCCGCCAGAAAAGAAAUGAAGCAAAUCAAACAGCUUUGGGACUACGUCAACGUGGUUAGGUCCUGCAUCGAUGAAUGGAAAGAAACGCCCUGGAAAAAAAUCGAUGUGGAAAACAUGGAGAUGGAGUGCAAAAAAUUCGCGAAAGAAAUUCGGCAAAUGGAUAAGGAGUUGAAAGGUUGGGAUGUUUAUAUACAACUCGAAGCUUCCAUCAAAAAUAUGUUGACCUCUCUGAGGGCUGUAACCGAGUUGCAAAAUCCUGCGAUAAGGGAACGUCACUGGAUUCAACUGAUGCAAGCAACAAAGGUCCGUUUCGUGAUGAGCGACGAAACAACACUAAGCGAUCUUCUAGAUCUCAAUCUUCACGAAUAUGAAGACGAAGUGAAGAACAUUGUCGAUAAAUCUGUCAAAGAAAUGGCAAUGGAGAAAGUUUUGAAGGAACUGAAUGCUACAUGGAAUACAAUGGAAUUUGGUACGGACGUGCAUGAAAGAACCAAACUUCGACUUUUGGUGGUCAGCGAAGAAAUAAUAGAAACACUAGAAGAGAAUCAAGUAGCUCUCCAGAAUAUGAUGACUUCAAAGUUUAUAGACUUCUUCCUGGGGGAGGUUUCUGAAUGGCAGAAAAAAUUGUCCAAUGCUGACCAAGUGAUACAAGUAUACUUCGAAGUCCAGAGGAAAUGGAUGUAUCUCGAGAGCAUCUUCAUCGGAUCCGAAGACAUCAGGAGUCAACUUCCAGAGGAUUCAAAAAGGUUUGAUAGGAUAGAUAAAGACUUCAAGGAGGUCCUCAACGAAAUGUUGAAAACACCCAACAUCGUGAAAGCUACUAAUAAACCAGGAUUGUAUGAAAAAUUGGAAAGCAUAUUGAGCGACUUGACGCUUUGUGAGAAGGCUUUGAAUGACUAUUUGGAAACCAAGCGACUUGCCUUUCCUAGAUUUUAUUUCGUCUCAUCUGCUGACCUUCUGGAUAUCUUGUCGAAUGGAAAUCAACCAGAUUUGAUACAGAGACAUUUGACAAAACUCUUCGACUCUCUGGCUAAACUGAUAUUCAUUCAAGAGGGUGGACGUAACACAAAGAAAGCUAAGGCGAUGAUUUCUAAGGAAAAUGAAGAGGUGGUGAAUUUUGUAAACAUUUGCGACUGUGGUGGAAAAGUUGAAGCUUGGUUGAAUAGAAUUAUUGAUGCAAUGAGGGCUACUCUUCAUCAACUGUUUGGUGAAGCUGUCAUCACUUACGACGAGAAACCAAGAGAGGCGUGGAUUUAUGAUUAUCCUGCUCAACCCGCUCUUUGUGGUACGCAAAUUUGGUGGACAACUGAAGUGAAUCUGGCAUUCGGAAGACUCGAAGAGGGCUAUGAAAACGCACUGAAGGAUUACCAGAAAAAGCAAAUCAAUCAGUUGAACGCACUAAUCAAUCUCCUCCUAGGCGACCUGACAGCGGGAGAACGACAAAAAAUCAUGACCAUUUGUACGAUCGACGUCCAUUCCAGAGAUGUAGUGGCCAAAAUGAUUUUGGUGAAAGUUGAAAAUUCCCAGGCGUUCCAAUGGCAGAGUCAGUUGCGGCAUAGAUGGGAUGAAAAAGAGAAAGAUUGCUUCGCGAAUAUUUGCGAUGCUCAAUUUCGAUAUUCUUAUGAAUAUUUGGGAAAUACACCGCGAUUGGUGAUAACUCCACUCACUGACAGGUGUUACAUAACGUUGACACAGAGCCUCCACUUGAUAAUGGGAGGUGCCCCCGCAGGUCCGGCCGGCACUGGUAAGACAGAAACUACCAAGGAUUUGGGUAAAGCACUGGGAAUGAUGGUGUACGUAUUCAAUUGUUCGGAGCAGAUGGACUAUAAGUCCAUAGGGAAUAUUUACAAAGGAUUAGCACAGACAGGUUGUUGGGGAUGCUUCGACGAAUUUAACCGCAUAUCUAUUGAAGUGCUCUCUGUGGUAGCGGUACAGGUGAAAAUUAUACAGGAUGCAAUCAAAGAUAACAAGAAGAAAUUUUUAUUUUUGGGGCAAGAAAUUGGAAUGAUACCUACUAUCGGACUGUUUAUCACAAUGAAUCCCGGCUAUGCUGGAAGGACGGAACUGCCGGAAAAUUUAAAGGCUCUUUUCAGACCUUGCGCGAUGGUUGUUCCGGAUUUCGCCCUGAUAUGUGAAAUUAUGUUGGUGGCUGAAGGAUUUCUCGAGGCGAGACUUCUGGCAAGAAAAUUCAUCACUUUGUACACUUUGUGUAAGGAAUUGCUUAGCAAACAGGAUCAUUAUGAUUGGGGUUUAAGGGCCAUCAAGUCGGUGUUGGUCGUUGCGGGGUCUUUGAAACGCUCCGACAGACUGCGGCCUGAAGAUCAGGUGUUGAUGAGGGCUUUGAGAGAUUUCAAUAUACCCAAGAUCGUGACUGAUGAUGUACCGGUGAGUAUUGUUGAAAAUAUCACAUGA